Morus notabilis is the source of this 2433-nucleotide messenger RNA. RefSeq names its product UPF0503 protein At3g09070, chloroplastic. The transcript has a single exon. Bases 226 to 2196 code for a protein of 656 amino acids. NCBI's taxonomy places the organism in Eukaryota, Viridiplantae, Streptophyta, Magnoliopsida, Rosales, Moraceae. The record is from RefSeq and is a predicted model, not a curated record. Gene Ontology annotation, cellular component: plasma membrane.
CACUACUGUCCGUUGGAACCAAACAGUCCCUCUCUCUCUCUCUCUCUCUCUCCUUCUCUCACAGUAUCUCUCUCUCUCUCAGAGUCCGUUCUUCUUGAUCAUCUCUUUCACUCUCACUGGACUGAAACCAGAAAAACUCUCUCUCUCUCUCUCUCUCUCUCUCUAUCUUUCUCUCCGUAUCAUGAGCAUGAGAGUGGGGAUCAUUGCAUACCACCAAAGCCGGUUAUGAAUUCCACCAUCGAACCACCACCGCAGCCGCCGCCAUUGCUACCGCCAUUACCGCCGCAGCCCCACCAACCUUCUACCUCCUGCGCCCGCCACCCCGACGAGCACUUCACCGGCUUCUGCCCCUCAUGCCUCUGCGAGCGCCUCGCUGUGCUCGAUCACUCCUCUUCCGCUUCCUCUUCCUCCUCCAGAAAACCUCCCACCACCUCCACCGCGGCCGCCGCUCUUAAAGCCAUCUUCAAGCCCCCCACCGGUGCUGGAGGGGGAGGACCCAACAGAGCGGCUUCAUUUUUCCCCGAGCUCCGGCGGACGAAGUCGUUUUCGGCCACGAAGAACAACGAGGGCUAUUUCUCCGGCGUUUUCGAGCCCCAAAGGAAGUCGUGCGACGUUAGGGUUCGCAACACCUUGUGGACACUCUUCUCCCAAGACGACGAGCGGAAUCCGGCCAAGAAAGAGGCUUCUUCGUCGUCGAUUCUCGAGCCCGAAACUGGGAGAAAUAUCGGAGCAUCGAGCGUUCAAGGUCCGGUAUUGGAGUCCAAAGAGGAGGAGGAGAGCGAGGACGAAGGUGAGAACGGGGAAGACGAGGAGGAAAUUAGGGUUUCGGAGGAGGUGAGUAAUGUGAUUGAAGAUAGAGUUCAAGAAAUUGUUGAGGAAGAAGAAGAAGAAGAAGAAGAAGAAGCAGAAGAAGAAGAAAAAGAAGAAGAAGAAAAGGAGGAGGAAAGAGAGGAGAGGAAAAAGCAGGUUGAAGAGUUAUUGGAGUUGAAGAUGAAGGACCACAUAGAUCUCGAUUCGCAGACGAAGAAGCGAGAUUUGAAGGAGAUCGCCGGGAGCUUCUGGUCGGCGGCUUCGGUUUUCAGCAAGAAAUUGCAGAAAUGGAGGCAAAAGCAGAAGAUGAAGAAGCGCCAAAACGGGGGCGUUUCGGCCACAUUGCCGGUGGAGAAGCCAAUCGGGAGACAGUUCAGGGAAACGCAGUCGGAGAUCGCCGACUACGGCUUCGGCCGCCGAUCCUGCGACACGGACCCGAGAUUCUCUCUCGACGCCGGCCGAAUGUCGCUCGACGCUGGCCGGAUAUCGUUCGACGACCCGCGGUACUCCUUCGACGAGCCACGGGCCUCCUGGGACGGCUACUUGAUCGGCAGAACCUUCCCGAGAAUGCCCACGAUGGUCUCCGUCGUUGAAGACGCUCCGGUCGUCCCCGUCUCGAGGUCCGACACGCAAAUCCCCGUCGAGGACCCGAUGAAUUCGAUUAACGAGGAUGAAACCGUCCCCGGUGGGUCAGCGCAGACCCGGGAUUACUACUCAGACUCGUCGUCUAGGCGGCGCCGCAGCCUCGAUCGGUCGAAUUCGAUUCGGAAGACAGCGCAGGCCGUGGUCGCCGAGAUUGACGAAAUGAAGUCUGCUUCGAACGCGAAAGUGUCUCCGGCGAUCGGAGAUUACUUACCGGGGAGGGAUUCGAACUCGAAUUCGCUUAGGGACGACUACUCAGAGAAUUUUGAGGACAAAGGGGCCAAGAAAUCGAAGCGAUGGAGCAAAGCGUGGAGCAUUUGGGGGUUCAUUCACAGGAGAGGAGGGAACAAGGAUGAAGAAGACGAUAGGUAUAGCAGCAGACCAAAUGGCGUCGAGAGGUCGUUGUCUGAGACAUUUUCGGAGCGAAAUGGCGACAACCGAGGAGGCUUCAAUUUCAAUCCGAAGGUGGUCCGGAGCAACAGCAGUGUCAGCUGGAGGAAUGGUGGGGUCUCCUUUGGGAGCAUGAGGAAGAGCAAUGCAGAGAGUAAUGGGCAUGUGAAGAGGAAGAAAGAAGAGUUGGGGUUGGAGCGGAAUCGAAGUGCUCGGUAUUCGCCGAACAACGGCGAAAAUGGGCUGCUGAGAUUCUACUUGACGCCGAUGAGAAGUAGCCGGAGAGGUGGUAAUGGGAAGAGUAGGUACAACCAGGCACAUUCCAUAGCCAGAAGCGUACUGCGACUGUACUGAUCAUGAAUGAGAGAGUACUUUCUAUUACUAUUGCUGCUGCUGCUGCAACUACUAAACCUGAAUUAAGGUCCAUAAGUUGUUUUCUUUUGGGGGUUAUUAUCAUCAUUAUUAUUAUAAAUUAAUGUUGUUAAUUUUGCUGCUUUUCUUCUUUUCCUUUGUUGUUGUGUAAAACCACACAUGCCUUUGUAUUCUUCUUGGUUGGUUGGAUUAUUAAAAACAAAACAAAAAAAAAAAAAA